Molecule: messenger RNA, 2509 nt
Organism: Neodiprion fabricii
Lineage: Eukaryota; Metazoa; Arthropoda; Insecta; Hymenoptera; Diprionidae
Product: calpain-A-like
Exons: 8
Coding region: 329-1603 (424 amino acids)
Biological process (GO): proteolysis
Cellular component (GO): cytoplasm
Molecular function (GO): calcium-dependent cysteine-type endopeptidase activity
Source: RefSeq, a predicted model, not a curated record
AACGAUUAGAGGAAACCCUCUAAUUUUACACGCGGUCACCGAAAGCCCCUCGUGUCGCGCCGUUAGUGUUUUGAAGUUAGUUAAUAAGUGUUGAACCUCGAGCCACGAACUCUUUAGAGCCGUGUAGUGCUAAGUGUAGUGGUAAUUGUGUGAGAGAGCGAGUAUUCGGAUUUGUAAUCACCAAAGAAUCGAGGAUGGUGAUGGGAAAGUUCAAGACUUCUAUCAAAUCAGAAGAGAAUUGUGUUCGAAGGGAAAACUGUUUGAAGAUCCACAAUUCCCGGCAGUAUCUGCGUCUUUAUUUCCCAAAGGGAUUCCUAAGGAGCGUUUUAUGUUAAAUUACUUGAAAUGGGUACGGCCAAAGGAAAUCACCGCUGAACCGAAAUUUUUCGUGGAUGGAGUCUCUCGAUUCGAUAUUGAGCAACAAAGAUUCGGCAAUUGUUGGCUAAUCGCAGCAAUAUCUCGUCUAGCGAUGGAUCCAAACCUGUUGUUCCAAGUCGUACCUCAGGAUCAGAAUUUCAACGAAAACUACGCCGGAAUAUUCCAUUUCAGAUUUUGGCGGUAUGGAAAAUGGGUCGAAGUCGUGGUUGAUGACCGUCUCCCUUGUUAUGGGACUGCUCGUUCAAGUGAAAGAACUGAAUUCUGGAGCGCUCUGCUUGUCAAAGCGUACGCCAAGUUUUACGGUUCCUGGGAGGCCACAGAAGACGGCCAGUCAACCGAAGCCUGGCAGGAUUUUACCGGUGGUCUGACUUCGAUUUACGAUUUGGACGUUGCACAGUCAAUACCUUUUGAAGUUUUACUGGAAGCUUGGGAGAAAAAAUUGCUCAUGGGAUGCGGUACUCCUAAGAUGAAGAAACUUGACGGCUUGUAUGGUGAUCAUGCCUACUGUAUUACGGAAGUCCGUAAGUACAAGGGGAAAAAUAUGGUGAGACUGAGGAAUCCAUGGGGUAUGAUGGAAUGGCAAGGCCAAUUUGGCGAUGCAGAUCCUCUGUGGAAAACCGAUAGUAAGAUGGCAGAGGCGCUGAAUUUCAAGCCUGACGCAGAUGGCGAAUUUUGGAUGCCCUACGAACUGGUUUCGGAUUAUUUUACUGAACUUGAAAUUUGUGAACCGCUCGAUACAAGCACAAGAAAAUUGGAAGUCACUACUUUCGAAGGAGAAUGGCAGUACACUACUACUGUGUCCAAAGGUCACUUGAGAACCUUGUGUCAAAAUGCUCAAUAUCGCAUAACGUUGGGAAAUUCGGAACAAGUAAACGGAAAGUGCACGAUAAUCGUGGCAUUACUGCAGAAAAAUCGAAGGUCGAAACGACUAAAAAAUUUGAAAAUUGGAUUUGAAAUUUAUCAACUGGACAAUCCUGAAAAAUCACCAAACCCCCUAGACAUCGAUUUCUUCAAAAAAAAUGAGUCCGUAUCUGGAUCCGGUGCGGUUGGGGAGCAACGGGAAGUUCAACGCAAAUUUGAACUAGUUCCCGGAGUUUACUGUGUAAUUCCUUGUGUCUAUCGGGACAGUCACUCGAAUAAGGGAUCCGAAUUCGUGGCCAUUUCUGACGAAGCAGAAGAAUUCUUGCUCAGAGUCUUCUUUGGGAAUUCAAAUAACUUGAUGUAAAUGGCGUAAUUUGUGGUAAUUCGUGAUUGCCGCCGACAGAGAAGAGUAAUAAUUUUACAGCGACUAACGGAAUUCUAAGAAAUCAUAUCUUAUUCGGCAAAAACUACCUCACAGCAUCCUAUCAAUCUUAAUUGUAACGGGACAACCAUGAACCAUUUAUAACCACAAUCUAAUAGUUUACUUAUUUACAACACGCUUGAAUUCUGUAAUUAUGAAUUCAAGUGAAGAUUACGAGCAUACGUUUCCACGUAGCGUGAUUACAGAAACAAUUGUCACAGUUGCCAUCAGAAUAGAACAGCGCCUCCAACUUUAAAUGUCUACACCACAUCCAAAGCAACUCAUGGUUUUCGUCAGCCGACGUUUGCAUGGAGUUACCUCGUUUAAGUAGCCAGUUAUUCUUGACGAACAAUGACAGCGAAAAUAUGUAUUAUUUUCUAACCUCUCUUUAGUCGUAAAUAAACAUGUGUAUUUUAUUUCUGAUCUGUUGGUGUAAAGAACGUUUCUCUUCAUACUUGUGUUAUUUUUUUUUUUUUUUUAAGAGAAUUUUUAACACGCGUUUGGGAUGGAAAUCUAAAUGAGUAAAAGUGAAACGUCACGAAAGUACAAUUGCUCCUCAUUGUCUGGGCAGCGUGGAUUGUUACCAAUUUACGUUUUGUCGAGGUGACCAAAAAAUGGAAUCCAACUAUACUUUUGUAAGAAUCGAAAAUAUCUUGUUGUUAUUUAUCCGAUAACCAUUUUCUCGCAGUGCAUUCGAACUAGGGUAGUUCUUAUUUUGGUCAUGUCGGAAUUUCUUCGCGCUCAUUUCCCAAAAGUACUCAACAUAUACAUAUAGAAAAAAAUUGGCCGCAACCCCGAAUUCGUCCGAUAACUCCAACACGUCCCGCCAAGCAGUCGAAUCUUGAAUAC